AUGUCUGUAGAUCCGGUAACGUGGGUGUUCCCGCCUGCCGGUGCUGCGGAUAUCACCCCUGGAAUCGCGACCAGCAGUUUUGGGCCAGUGUACCCAAACGACACGGUCAUCUUGAAUUGGACACCUUCUGACCAAACGCCUACUGUUGGCCUCGCAUGCUUCAAUAGCACCGGUGUUUAUGACGACGAUGUGAGUGUCGACGCGGUGUCAAAAGGACAAUUGGCGCCAGUGUCCUUGAACCUCAACCAGCGAUUCGCCACCACCGAGGAAGAUGUGUACUGCCAUUUCGUUUUCCACGGCACAAAGAAUGGCAAUACCGUUGUGUGGAAAUUCAAGAAGCAACAGGGAUCGAUAGCGUCGACGUGGUCAGAAAGUUCGACUGCACCAAGCUCAUCUUAUUCCGGGACACCAAGUACUACGCAAACAAACAAUACGUCAUCAGAAAACACUAUCCCAUCUCCAAUCGGGACUGGCGCGGCGGUUGGAAUCGGCGUUGCUGUAACAGCAUUCGUUUUCUUGGCCGUACUGGCUGGCGUCUUGCUCCUGCGGCGUCAUCGACGGCAGCGGUGCGGACAGAAUACUCUGCCAAUGCCGUCGACGCCGGCCAUAGUAUACGAGCCGAUUGCGCAGACUCCUUUAUACGCUGAGUUGCAAACGCCCGAAACCAAUAACAUUGGCGGACCCCAGCAAUCCGACUGUGCUCCCUUGCGGGAACUUCACAAUGUCUCCAACACAAGCAUUCCCGAACUCGAUACUAGUAUUGACCGGGUGCCGAAUAUUGAUAGCUAUAAAUAUAGGACGAAUUAG
Truncatella angustata is the source of this 807-nucleotide messenger RNA. RefSeq lists its product as uncharacterized. The coding region runs from base 1 to 807 and encodes 268 amino acids. NCBI's taxonomy places the organism in Eukaryota, Fungi, Ascomycota, Sordariomycetes, Amphisphaeriales, Sporocadaceae. The transcript is spliced from 2 exons. The record is from RefSeq and is a predicted model, not a curated record.